AGCACAUCGGGAUGACGAUGGACGCUUGGACGAUGCCCCCCACCGUCGCCUUCCUCGCGUAACUACAGCAACAAAGUACCGUCGCAUCCUCAAAGCAGCUUUGGACGACCCUUUCCGCGCCGCCAGGGAUAUCAGGGACGCACUGGAGCUCGAGAUCAGCGACACUACUGUUCUGAGAUGCCUCUACGAUGCUGGCCUACACAGCCGUGUAGCUUGCCAGUUGCCGCUGCUGACGGAAAGGCACAAGCAGCUGCGGCUUGACUUCGCUCAUUUUCUGGAGAAUUGGACUGUGGAGGACUGGACCCACCUCAUCUUCAAUGACGACUCUACGUUCUGCACCCCGUUAGACCAGAGGAGGCGAGUUUGGAGGCCUGGCAACUUCUGGCGUCAUCAAGCGUGGAGGCCUCUCGUCCAACGUCAUCCCCGAUGAGACCGAGAUGGAGUACCGAGUAAGGGCUCCUACGACCCGAGAGCUCGUCACUCUCACGGAGAAAGUGAAAGGCUGCUUCCUUGCCGCUGCCGAGGCCACUGGCUGCACAGUGGCGAUCGACGUCCCCACGCCCAUUGUGAAGCACAUUGUUCCCAACGAAACACUUGCCCGAGUUUUUCAGAAGCACGGAGAGAGCCUAGGAAUGCGUUUCAUCGACGCCGACCCGGCUGACAACAUUGCAGUGGGAGCGUCUACGGACGCCGGAAAUGCGUCCCACGUCGUUCCUUUCAUCCACCCGUUGUACGACAUCGGGACAAAGGCCCUCAACCAUUCAAAGGCGUUUACCGAAGCUGCAGGAACCGAGGCCGGGCAUCGGGAAACUCUGAAGGCCGCGAAAGCCCUCUGCUUCACGGUCCUGGACGUGCUCGGGAAUGAAAAGCUGCUUAAAGAUAUCAAGGAAGAAUUUCAUGCUGAAUUCAACAGCACAAGGGCGGAAAAGAAAUAGGAGAAUUUUAUGUUUUCUUCAAAUCAUGGAUGAUUUUAUAGUUGGGAUUUAUUAUUUUAGGAUUAGGUUUUGUUUUUGUAAAAAUAUUUGGAGUGCGUCUGCACACGCUGAUUGUUAAACUUCCGAUUCUCUGAAGUCUUUUUUUUUUCUUUUAAUCAAAGUUUAAUCUUGUUAUAUUCGUAUUUGUAAACUUAUGCUAUAAAAUAGAUAACGCUCACAUAGGAACGCAUAAAAAGUUCACAAUUCGUUGAAACGUAAAGAAUACUUUUUUAGAAACCUGUGGGAUAUUGGCUGUCACUAUUACAGGCACAUUGCCUCCAUCACCUCGUGAAAGCAAAAGUAACAUAGUCUAUAAAGUCAAAACGGGCAGAAUGGAUAGCACAAUGUUGUGAUUGGAUUGAUUUGUCAUGCAGCGCUCUGCCCAGAAUAGUCGUGGUUUUGUUUUGUGAUCGUUUUCUGCUAACGAAAUGCUUUCGGGCAAGUACAAAAUAAUAAAAGCAAUACAUGUGAA
Ixodes scapularis (black-legged tick) is the source of this 1446-nucleotide messenger RNA. Its product is annotated as peptidase M20 domain-containing protein 2. Gene Ontology annotation, molecular function: dipeptidase activity. NCBI's taxonomy places the organism in Eukaryota, Metazoa, Arthropoda, Arachnida, Ixodida, Ixodidae. The coding region runs from base 438 to 935 and encodes 165 amino acids. The record is from RefSeq and is a predicted model, not a curated record. The transcript is spliced from 3 exons.